CAGCUCCAUCGCUACGAUUGGCCAGAAGACCUCCUCGGAUUGGCCAAUAAACGGCGCCCUGUCGCCCCCGUGUUACUGGGUAGAACAAAACAAAAACAAACAGAGCGAGAGGGGUCAGAGACGCUCGGAGGCAGCGACAGACGCUGAGGUGCCGGGUCGGGGCCGGCUGACCAGGGACCUGGGCGAGCAACAGCGGCGGCGACGGCGGCGGCCUGAGGGAAAUCCGUCCCAAAGGAAGAGUUUCAUUUGGUAACUUAAUCAGUGCAAGUGAAAUUAAGGAACAAUGGAUGUAGAAAAUGAGCAGAUACUGAAUGUAAACCCUACAGUAUUCCUCUGCAAACAAAUUAUGCCAAGUCUACCUAUGAUAUCAAAUCUAAGCCUUGACCAUUCGAAUGUGGGAGUGGUCAGCAGCUAUUCCAGUGAUUGGGACAGGAUCAAAAAGGACCUAACAUUACAAGAUCCAGAUAAUUUAAGUGACUCUCUCUUUUCUGGUGAUGAAGAAAAUGCUGGGACUGAGGAAAUAAAGAAUGAGAUAAAUGGAAAUUGGAUUUCGGCGUCUUCCAUUAAUGAAGCUAGGAUUAAUGCCAGGGCGAAAAGGCGGCUGCGGAAAAACUCAUCCCGGGACUCCGGCAGAGGUGAUUCCGUCAGUGAUAAUGGAAGUGAAGGCCUUAGAUGUGGAGUAACUGCACCAACCAGUCCAAAGGGAAGGUUGCUGGAUAGGCGAUCUAGAUCUGGGAAAGGACGAGGAUUACCAAAGAAAGGUGGUGCUGGAGGCAAAGGUGUCUGGGGCACCCCUGGACAGGUAUAUGAUGUGGAGGAGGUAGAUGUGAGAGAUCCCAACUAUGAUGAUGACCAGGAGAACUGUGUUUAUGAAACUGUAGUUUUGCCUUUGGAUGAAAUGGCAUUUGAAAAGACUCUGACACCAAUUAUACAGGAAUAUUUUGAGCAUGGAGAUACUAAUGAAGUUGCGGAAAUGCUAAGAGAUUUAAAUCUUGGAGAAAUGAAAAGUGGAGUACCAGUGCUGGCAGUGUCCUUAGCGUUGGAGGGAAAAGCCAGUCACAGAGAAAUGACAUCUAAACUUCUUUCCGAUCUUUGUGGGACAGUAAUGAGCACAAAUGAUGUAGAAAAAUCAUUUGAUAAAUUGUUGAAAGACCUACCUGAAUUAGCACUGGAUACUCCUAGAGCACCGCAGUUGGUGGGCCAGUUUAUUGCUAGAGCUGUUGGAGAUGGAAUAUUAUGUAAUACCUAUAUUGAUAGUUACAAAGGAACUGUAGAUUGUGUACAGGCUAGAGCUGCUCUGGACAAGGCUACUGUGCUCCUGAGUAUGUCUAAAGGUGGAAAGCGCAAAGACAGUGUUUGGGGCUCUGGAGGUGGGCAGCAGUCUGUUAAUCACCUUGUUAAAGAGAUUGAUAUGCUGCUGAAAGAGUAUUUACUGUCUGGAGACAUUUCUGAAGCUGAACAUUGCCUUAAGGAACUGGAAGUACCUCAUUUUCACCAUGAGCUUGUAUACGAAGCCAUUGUAAUGGUUUUAGAGUCAACUGGAGAAAGUACAUUUAAGAUGAUUUUGGAUUUAUUAAAAUCUCUUUGGAAAUCUUCUACCAUUACUCUAGACCAAAUGAAAAGAGGUUAUGAGAGAAUUUACAAUGAAAUUCCAGACAUUAAUCUGGAUGUCCCACAUUCAUACUCUGUGCUUGAGCGAUUUGUGGAAGAUUGUUUUCAGGCUGGAAUAAUUUCCAAACAACUCAGAGAUCUUUGUCCUUCAAGGGGUAGAAAACGUUUUGUAAGUGAAGGAGAUGGAGGUCGUCUUAAACCAGAGAGCUACUGAAUAAAGAACUCUUGCAGUCUUAGAUGUUAUAAAAAAUAUGUAUAUCUGAAUUGUAAGAGUUGUUAGCACAGGGUUUUUUUUUUUUAAGCACUUGUUUUGGGUACAAGGCAUGUCUGAAAUUUUUAAAGGAAGUGUUUUUUUCUUUUCUUUUUUUUUUAAUUUGAGGGUGUAAAGGAGGGACAGAAAAGUAACCACUUCUUAAGUGGGAUAUUCUCAUAAGCUACCUUUUGUAAGUGCCAUGUUUAUGACCUAAUCAUUCCAAGUUUUGCAUUGAUGUCUGACUGCCACUCCUUUCUUUCAAGGACAGUGUUUUUGUAGUAAAAUCACUGGUUUAUACAAAGCUUUAUUUAGGGGGUCAAGUUAAGCUGCUAAAACCCCAUGUUGGCUGCUGCUGUUGAAAUACUGUGCUUUGGGAGUUAAAAAAGUUAUUUCUUUGUUUUAAAGAAUUUUUUAAAAAUGAGCUAGUUGUGAGACUUAUUCAUCUUUCCAGGGAACAUAUUGCUUGGUCUUAAAGACAUUAAGUAAAUGGUGGCUGGAACAUCUAUUUUUCUACAAAACUGGAAAAAUGAACCCAGUUCUAGAAGAAUGUAUGACAAAAUAAAACAUGUGAAGCAGUGUUGAUUCUU
Molecule: messenger RNA, 2451 nt
Organism: Capra hircus (goat)
Lineage: Eukaryota; Metazoa; Chordata; Mammalia; Artiodactyla; Bovidae
Gene: PDCD4
Product: programmed cell death 4 (neoplastic transformation inhibitor)
Exons: 13
Coding region: 284-1825 (513 amino acids)
Biological process (GO): negative regulation of DNA-templated transcription
Cellular component (GO): cytosol; nucleus
Source: RefSeq, a predicted model, not a curated record